AUGUCAAUAAUUAUGACAGAAGUAUUUUCAGUGAAUAAUAAUAAUACAACAAAUAAUGUUUCAUCUAAUCAAUUAUUAAAUACAAUAAAUAAUGAAAAUAAAGAAAAUAUAACACUUAUUUGGUAUGAUUCAAAUAUUGGAUUACAUGAAAAUAUUGAACAAACAACACAACUUCGUUUAAUUAAUGAUUAUAUUAUUAUUUCUAUUGAUUUUGAACAAUGUAUUUCAUUUAUUCAAUCAAUUGAUAAUGAAAAAAUUUUUUUAAUUAUAUCAGCAUUAGAAGCAUCAAAAAUUUUAUCUCAAAUUUCUAAUUAUCAUCAAAUUGAUUCUAUUUUUAUUUUUAAUAAAGAAAAAAUUCGUUAUGAUUAUUUAUUAUAUGAAUAUUUAAAUAUAAUUGGAAUUUAUACAAAUUUUAAUGAUUUAUAUCAAUCAAUAAAACAACAAAUUGAUAUUGUUAAUAAACAAAUACAAACAUUUUCAUUUUUUAAUCCACAUGAAAUAUUAAUAAAUGAUUUAUCUAAACAAUCAACAGAAUUUCUUUGGUUUCAAUUAUUUAAAUAUAUUAUACCUUAUUUACCAUAUAAUCAACAAGCAAAACGUCAAAUGAUUCAAAUAUGUAAAGAAUAUUAUCGUGGAAAUCAAAAAGAAAUGAAAUUAAUUUAUGAAUUUGAACAAAAUUAUGAAUCAAAAGAUGCAAUAUUUUGGUAUUUAAAAAAAUCAUUUAUUUAUAAAUUAAUUAAUAAAGCAUUAAUAAUUAAAGAUAUUGAUUUAUUAUAUAAACUUCGAUAUUUUAUUAGAGAUCUUUCAGCUAAUUUUCAAUAUGAACAUGAAAAAAUUUUUUUAUUAAAUGAACAAAUAUUAAAUGUUUAUCGAGGAAUUAAACUUCAUAAAGAUGAAUUUAAUAAAUUAAAAAAUAAUAAUCAAGAAAAAUUUAUAUCAAUAAAUGGAUAUUUAUCUACAACACGACAAUUAUCAUUAGCAUUAAAUUUUGCAUUAAAAUCAACAAAAAAACUUGAUAUGAUUUCAGUUUUAUUUCAUAUACAAUGUGAUAUUAAACAAAUUGAUAAAAAUAUUAAUUUUAUUAAUAUUAAUCAAUAUAAUAAAAAUUUUGAUGAACAAGAAAUAUUAUUUGAUUUUAAUACAUGUUUUCAAAUUGAAUCAAUAGAUGAAAAUGAAUUAAUAAAAAUUAUUAAAAUGAAUAUUUCAAAUGAAGGACAAAAAAUAACAAAAAAUUUUCUUGAAUUAAAACAAAAAGAAAAAGAAGAAUUAAAUAUUUCAAUUAUUUUUGGAAGUUUAUUAUCUGAUUUAGGUGAAUAUGAUAAAUCACAAAAAUAUUUUGAACAUUUAUUAAAUGAUUCAAAUGAUGAAGAUUUUGCUUGGAUUGAAUUUCAUAUUGGUAAAAUUUUUCAUCUUAAAAAUAAAUUGAAUGAAGCUCAAGAAUAUUAUAAUCAUGCAUAUGAUUGUAUGAUGAAAAAUGAACCAGCACGAAUUAAAGAUUCUGCAUAUGUUCUUCAUAAUAUUGGCAAUAUUCUUGCUAAUCAACAAAAAUAUGAUGAAGCUCUUGAUUAUUAUCAACGAGCAUUGAAAAUCAAUGAGAGAUUUUAUUCAUCUGAUCAUAUCACUAUUGCACAUGUUCUCAAUAAUAUUGGUAAUGUUCUUGCUAAUCAACGAAAACAUCAUGAAGCUCUCGAUUAUUAUCAACGAGCAUUGAAAAUGAAAGAGAGAUUACAUCUAUCGGAUGAUGUUGAUAUUGCUAUAAGUCUUAGUAAUAUUGGUAAUAUUCUCUUUGAUCUAAGACAAUAUGAUGAAGCUCUUAACUAUUAUCAACAAGCAUUAAAAAUUGAUGAGAAAUUUUAUUCAUCUAAUCAUAUUCAUAUUGCUGAUAGUUUAAAUUAUAUUGGUAUGUGUUAUGAAAAUCUAAAUCAGUCACCGAUGGCACUUAACAAUUAUCUACUUGCAUUAACUAUUUAUGAAAAAAUUCUUCCUAUUGAACAUCCUAAUCGACAGAGAACAGAACAGUAUAUUUUUCGACUUACUAGAAAUAACUAA
Messenger RNA from Rotaria sp. Silwood1, 2049 nucleotides. Lineage: Eukaryota; Metazoa; Rotifera; Eurotatoria; Philodinida; Philodinidae. The record is from the annotation of a GenBank genome assembly.